AUGGCGUGGCUGGCGGGCGGGCUGGCCGAGCUGCGCUGGUGCGCGCUGGUCGCCCUCUUCGUGGCGGCGCUGGCCACCCUGGCCGUCUACCUGGUGCAGUAUGCGCUGCUGGCCCUGCGGCGGGGCCGGCCGCCGCCUCCGCCGCUGCCGCCGCCGCGGCGGGACGAGCUGCUGGAGGAGGGCAGCUCGGUGCUGGCCUGGGCGCUGUCGCUGGGCAGCUGGCGGCGGCAGUGGCGGCGGGCCUGGGUGGCGGCGCUCAGCGCCGAGGCGGCGGCGCGGGCGGAUUCACAGUUGCUUACAUUUGAGGAAGAUGACCAACCAGAACCACUUGAGCUAGCAGUUAAACAAGUUGUUAGUGUUGUAAAGUCAGCUCAAGAGAAGGUGGUUUCUUGCAAUGUUGUGGGAGAUUCUGUUAAAUUUGUUGUCACUGUUUCGCAUACUUCGCCUGCGGCUGCAGAAGGUCAGUCGUACAGCGUGAAACUGUCUCCACUUCACUUGCAGCUUCAGCUCUACGUGAAAGACAAAGGAGAAGAUGUCAGAGUUGAGUGGUUCCUCAUUAACGCCGAUGAAACCAACUUUGAAAUCCAGCCAACAGUGCAGGAGGGACACACAGCAGGGACAUGUGCAAUAUCUGAAACGCUCAGAGAUGUUUUGAAGAACCUCUUUAGCUCAGUUUCUCCAUCUGUAGUGUUGAGUACGAGGCCUACAGAUAUAAAGGAGGUUCAGAAUGUACAGAACAUAAGCCUUCUCCCUCAGGGCACUAGUCCGCCUAAACCUCCAAGGGCUCAUGAACUCAAACUGCUGGUGAGGAACAUCGCAGUAAAUCUAACUGAUCACAGUGCUGCAGGCAGCACAAACCUUGCGUGUAUAGUUCAGUUGAAUGACCCUAUGCAGAAGUUUUCCAGCUCUGUAGCCAAAAAUGCUGCAAAUCCCUUUUGGAAGGAAGAGUUUAUCUUUGAACUAAGUGCCAAAUCAAAAGCAUUGCAACUGCAAAUAGUAGAAGAUGGAAAGUUGGAUAGACCUUUGUCCUCAAAGGUGACUGUACCUCUAGACUUGUUCAGGAAACAACCUUCUGGCCAGCAAAGCUUUGCACUGAACAGCAGGGCCAGUGAGAGCAGCUUGGAGCUGGGGCCCGGGCUGGGAUCCAUUAGUGCAGAGUUUUCUUUUAUAGAACCUAAUGAAUUAAAGACGUGGCAAGUCUCUUCUCCAGUGCCAGCCACUAAGAUAGAAAAGGAUCGCACUGUGAUGCCCUGUGGGACUGUGGUCACUACUGUAACUGCUGUGAAAACCAAACCUCGUCUAGAAGGGAGAUCAUCUCCACUGAGCACAGAUUCUCCUGUGAAAACUCCAGUUAAAGUAAAGGUGAUUGAAAAGGAUUUCUCUAUUCAAGCUGUCCAUUCUCAUGGUGCUCCAGUCAGCAAAACUUUAUCAUCUUCAGAUACAGAACUGCUGGUACUGAAUGGCACCGAUCCUGUUGCAGAAGCAGCUAUUCGUCAGUUAAGUGAGUCUGCAAAGCAGAAGCUGAAGUCUCCUAGAAAGAAAAGCACCAUUAUCAUAUCAGGGGUGUCCAAGACCUCUUUAUCUCAGGACAGUGAAGCUGCACUGAUGAUGGACUAUGCUGCAGCCAUGGACAGCUCCUGCAAAGAAGUGGAUCCACCCACUGUGGAGGAAGCUGUUGGAAAAGUCACCUCUGAUGAAAAGCUGUCGUUAGGUGCUUCAGAAAUAGUACCUGAUACUGACCCACAGCCAAGUGCCCAUAAGGCUUGGGGUUUGGAGAAUGGCAGCCAACAGUGGGACACCAACACGCUCUUAGACCAGACCUGUGAAGAAAUAUCUGGGAGCUCAUUAAGUGUUUCAGAAACUGAGAGCAUGAAAAAAUCUAAAGGUGGGAUUUUGAAAAAAAGUGCGAAGCUCUUUUUCCGCCGCCGACAUCAUCAGAAGGAUCCAGGAAUGAGUCAAUCGCACAACGAUCUUGUCUACCUGCAGCAGCCACUGUCAGAGGAAACACGGAAGAAGGGAGGCACGCUUUCACGUAUUCUGAACAGAAAGCUCCUUUCCAAAAACAAAAGCAAGAACAAACUGAAUGGUGCUUCAGCAGAACCAUACGUGUAGGACUGAACACUCUCUGAUGGGAUACUUGCACAUCAGUUGACCAUUUGUUUACAGAGCAGUACUAGAGAAUACAAAUACGGCUGAUGACUUGCAUAAAAUGAUGUUCACUAAUACAGUGGUCCAGGAAUAAACAGAAAGCUUGCCUUUUUUGUUUAUUUUUCCAGAAUGCUUUUUCUCUCUGAUUAUAAAGUUGUUCCUCCAAAUACAAGCAGCGCUAAUUGUAUCAUGACAGCUCUUGGAGGACCAUGUGGUUUAUCAUAGAAGAUGAGGGAGGAUGGGGAAUGCUGCAGGUGGGGAGGACCUGUGUGUAAGCACCUAGUUUACAUUAAUGGGGAGCUAAGAACGGAAACAUCAUACCUGCUAUGUGGCUGAACCACUAUAAAGAGAGAAGAUACCACUGUGCUUCCUUAUUGCAGCCUGGGAUAGUAGCAACUCAAGUGUCAACUUGUUUUUCUAGUCAGGCUGAAAGGGAAAAGAGAGACCCAGAUCCAGUUUGUAUUGUAAUUUGGAAACGGGUAAGUUUUCAGAAGCAGAACUAAAAUGCUGAUUAAGAUAGCCUACUGUAAUAACUGUAGCCUGCUGUAAUAACUGCUCAGUCCAUGUAGGUGGAGAGAUGCCUUUGAUAUUAGCCAUAAAUCAAUAAAUUAUGCAAAUACUUAUACUAGCAUAUUGUUUAAUGUUCUGUGCGUUAAGUUAUGCUUAAAAAAACAACUUUUUUAAAAGUCUACUUCAGUCUACUUGCAAACAAAACAUUUACAAGUUCUUCUGUGUAGCUUUUCUCUUCCUGUGUGAGAAGCUGCGUUGCUAAUGCAAAAACCUAUCUUAGGGGCUCUAAUUCCUUCUCCCAAGUACUUGUUAGACAAGUACAUUAACCAUCAUAUCAAAUGCAAAGCUAGGAGAAAUAAGUGAUGAAUAGAGCAUAUUUAACCCUAUAGUGCUUUUCAUUAGACAGCUUGUUUCACUUGCCAAACACUUACUGAGAUCUUAGAAAACACAGUUGUGACGAGAGCUUUUUAAAAAAUAAUAAUAACAAUUCCCUUAGUCUUUCAGUCAAUACCAGUGUUACGUGGUGAGUGGUUGGUUGGGUGAGUUUUUUUACUUUUUUCCCCUCAUUGAAUAUUGCAGCUGGCUCCUUUACAUUAAAAGGAAAAAACGAUGAAAAUAAAGGCAUAGUUCUUGUUUUGGCUAUUAAGAGUAAAAUGUCAAUCAGUAUUUCACAGGUACCAUCUUUUGUGCACACCUGUACUUUUCCAUCAUCUACAUUCCUACUGAGGACAAAGGACCAAGUCUGUUCUCUUUAGUCAAGAAAAACAUCUAUUCCAUCUAAAUUACUGACAUGAAUAGAUGAUAGAUUUGUGCCUGCUUUGCCAACAGUGAUUUCCCCUCCACCCCCCUUUCCUCCCCUUAAGACAUCCAACACUUUGGCAGUUAUUUGGGCUUUCAGCUUCAACCAUUCUUCAAAAAUAGAAAGUCACUGAAGAACAGAAACACAUUUCAAAACUUCUGAUGUACUUUCUUUCCUUGGUAAAUAGUUUUACAAAGACUAUAAAAGUAGAGGGGUUUUGGUUUCUUUUUUACCAAGAAAAUACUAGAAGAAAUGAACUAUCAAAAUCUUUUAACUGAGCCUACUGUUUAAAAAUACUGUUUAUGUGUAACCUCC
Molecule: messenger RNA, 3772 nt
Organism: Gavia stellata (red-throated loon)
Lineage: Eukaryota; Metazoa; Chordata; Aves; Gaviiformes; Gaviidae
Gene: C2CD2
Product: C2 calcium dependent domain containing 2
Exons: 14
Coding region: 1-2112 (703 amino acids)
Source: RefSeq, a predicted model, not a curated record